GACCUCACAGCCAUUGGAGUGACCAAACCGGGGCACCGGAAGAAAAUCUCAAUGGAAAUCGGCAAACUGAGUAUCCCUGAGUGGCUGCCAGAUUACAUUCCUGCGGACCUGGGGGAGUGGUUGAGUGUGAUAGGACUUCCUCAGUACCAGAAGAGAUUGUGUGACAACGGCUACGACUCCAUCACCAUCGUCAAAGACAUCACCUGGGAGGACCUGCAGGAGAUCGGCAUCACCAAACUAGGUCACCAGAAGAAGCUCAUGCUGGCAGUGAAGAGACUCAGUGACCUGCAGCGCUCUCGUAUCCAGGCUGACCGGGCUGGAGGUGGGACUCUGAGGCGGAAACCCCCCGCCGCCCUGGAACUGGUGGCCAUCGAACACACGCCGACACACAUCAUGCACACUCACCCUGACGCUUCAUCUGAUGACUGCUGCCCCUCCCCUCGCACCCCCAGGACCCUCCUGUCCUUCCAGGACAGCGAGCUGAGUGCCGAGCUGCAGAGCGCCAUGAUGGGCCGGGCGGGAGGUGGAUCUGCAGAGGCGUUCGGCAUCAGGGGUGUGACAUCAGCCGCGGCUAUCUCUGCCAUGUCGGUCAGUCAGGAGAGCAUCAGCGUGCGGUCAAGGGGCUCUGGGAAUUCUGGGAAUUCUGGGAACUCAAAUUCAGGAUAUCCUCAAGACCAUCAAGCUGCACCGUCAGCGCGGACAUGCAGCCGGUCUGAGGAGAGUCUGGGGAGCGGUGUAGGGGAGGAGUCACGGCGUGGAGGGAGCAGUCCUGCUGGGAGAAGUCGACAGAGACCCACUGAGAUGUGGGAGCAGCAGAGCCGAUCUGUUACUCCCAACAAACUCCCCUUCUCCCCCCUGACUCCCCCGCUCACCCCCAGUAAGAUGCCCCGUUUUGCUUACCCAGCGGUCCCACCGAAGGCAAAACACUUCCAGUCCCCCAACCGCCUCUAUCAGCCUCAGCACCACCCGCCCUCCACCUCCUCCUCACCGUCUCCCCAGCCCUCCCCCACACAGAAGAACUUCAGUUACCUCCAAGCCCAGGCAGGAGGUGUCAACGGGGGUCAGUGGGUGCUCCCCAAGCCUCUACCUGGAGCCAUACCUGUGCUGGGACCCCGACCUGGACCAAUCCCUGAUAAUGACACCCAGAGAGGCCCCUACAAGAAGCGUGCACAAAGCCUGACUCGCUACGCUCUGUCUGACGGAGAGCCAGAUGAUGACGACGACCUCGCCCCGACCUGCAACUCUGCUUCCACUGCAGUGAUGCCCUCGUACGCCACUCUGUCACGCAGACCAGGACGGGGACACACGACAGCCUCAGGAGCCCAACGCAACAUCAACCGCAGUCACUCCUUCGCCGUUAGAUCCAGACGCAAAGGCCCCCCGCCUCCGCCACCAAAGAGGAUGAGCUCAGUGAGCAGCAGCCCCGUACGCCAGCCGGGGAAUGGGAAAGUGGGGGAGGAAGAGGUGAAGGGAGGGGUGGAGACAGAGAGCACAGGCAGCGUGAGAAGCAUCGCCGCCCGGCUGGAAGGAAGCAGCAGCAGCAGCAGUCCAUCCAGGAGGAUCGACAUCCCACCAACAAGUAUCCCAGCUUCUCCUGUUUUCAGCCCGGUGUCCUCCCCGAUUCCACAUCCCAUGUCUCCUCACAUCUUCCAGCAGCAAUCCAAACCGGUCCCCGCUUUAGGUGUAGGGGGUCUGAGGAGGACAGGCAGCGAGAGGAUAGAGGGAUCACUCAACGAAAUUGAGAGAGCGAGGAGAAACGAAAGACCGUCAAAAAGCGCUACAGCGUCUCCGAAGCACAUCUCUGUUCAGCACUUCCCUUUCGCUGAAGAAGGAAACGGCACCAUCAAACAAAGACCGAGGUUAACGUCCAUCAACCAGCCAGACCCUGAAGUCCAGACUCCUCCAGAGGGCAAGGUCCAGAUACCCAACAGCCUGGACCUCCCAGAGUUCAACCUGAAAGAGUCUGACACGGUGAAGAGACGACACAAACCCAAAGACUCGUUCUCACCUGAGGAGGCUACGACCCCGACCAUGGAGGACCACCACCACCCGCCAAUCAGGAGCCUCCACACGCACAACAGUGUCAGUCCAAAGAGUGACGAUGAGUCUCAGAGGCCAGGGAGGGUCUUCCAGAGGGUGGGCUCCAUGGGGAAAGGCCCAAAACCACCUCCGGUGUCCUCAAAACCAUCCAGUCCAUUCAGACCCUCCCAGAACAGCAGACCAGUAACCCCGCUGAAAGCAGUCCAAGCCGGUCCUCAAACAGCCAUUCCUAAACUGACCAGCGUUCAGAUUCACACAGUCUCCCCAAAGCUGGGCGGCAGCGUGCACACACACACGAACAUACCAAGUCCAAAACCUGGGAAACUGCCACAAACCCCGGCCCCAAAACCACAGAGUCCACAGAAGGCUUCUGGUCUGUCCACAUCAAGACUCCCUCAGCUCGGGACGGCCUCGGCUUCCACAGCAGGAUUGAACCUCGCCUCGGUCCAGUGUGUCACAUUCCCCGCUCCGUCCUCUCCGGUUCCGGCACAUUCGUACCCCUCCUCUGCAGGGAGAGCAGGGACUCCUCUGAGCGGUGUUGCGGGCCUGGAGGUUCUGGCUCAGAAGAGACUGGAGCAGACGAGUACGUCGCUGGAGGCCGCUCUCAAAGUGGUGGAAAACAGACUGGCACAGGGGGGCAGUGUGGAGGGCGGCGGCGGCGGCGGCACCGUGAAGGCAGCAGGGAACAUUCUGGACGACAUCGGCAGCAUGUUCGACGACCUGGCUGACCAGCUGGACGCCAUGUUGGAAUAACGUUCGCAGACUCACAGGGAUGAAUUCUUUAACUCAGAGAGAAAGAGCCUUACAGGUGGAGUCUGAAAGUUGGCACAGAAGCAGAAGAAAACGUUUGAUGCCGUGAGGACAGAGACGCUGAUUCUGACUCUGGAUGAAUCCAUGCGAUCACAUGUGAGGAGCUCCGGCUCAUCUUCUCCUCGGUGUUACAGAGUUCUUCAUGCAGCACUUCGCCUCAGGACACACACCUGGGAAUGUUAUUGGAGCGACAACAAACAGCUUUCAGAUGUGUGUGUGUGUGAGUGUGUGUGUGUUCAGAAUAUUAUCACUAAAGGGAACGAGGGUCCAUUAAAUUCAUGUUACCUGUAAAUGUAAAGUCAAAGUGUGCGUGUGUGUGUGUGCGCAUGUGUGUGUGUGUGGUCAUAAAUCUUUAUACUGAAUAUAUUUAUAAAGCUUUUGUAACUAAAGGAGUUCCUCUCUGUGUUCUUUGUUGAACCUGGAGAGAUGUUUUAUCUGUCGUAUGAAAGCAGACGUUCCACAUGUGUGUGUAUAGAUUUGAUUUUACAUGUUUGUACCAAAGUUUUUUAUUCUCCUCAGGAGGCUCAAAGAGGACACAUCGUUUCUUUAAAGCAUCACAGGGAGCAGACGAGUUCAGGUUCAGGUGUGAGACGGUUCACCUCUCUCUUUAAAGAUCUGACAGCUCGCCUCAAGGUGCUGUAAGUUAGUGAUUCUGAUUUAUACUUCUGCGUUGAAUCGACGCCAUAAGUUUGUCGACGCGCUUCUACUCCAAAAGGUUACUAUGCGUUAAGUCAAUGCGGACCGUAAGCCCUGUGAUUGGUCCACUUGGCGGCAUUGAAUUUCCCGCAUUUACAGCACUUCCGAGAAUCCCUGCACAUCAGUCAUGUAUUUCAUCUCCUCCGAUGUCUCCUCUCUAUUCUUCCCUGUAAGAGAAGCUGCAAAAAAAGAAACAGAAAACGUAGCAGAACCAGAGACAGGCGACCCGACUAUCAGAGACCACACUGCCCUCUAGUGUUUCAACAGAGUACUGCAGCGCGACACGGACUCCUUGAUGCACAAGUUUAAAGAGACGGGGUAUGAGUUUCCAAGUUACCUUACUGUCACAGAACAUUUCAUGAAAUGAACAUGUUGAUUAUUUUAAACAUGUCAGAGGUUGUGUUUACUGUAAAUAAGAGUUCAGAAGAGUUCAGGUUUCUACAGGUUUCAUAUUUACUGUUCACUUCCUGCAGAGGAUUCACAGAACCACUUCAGUGUUAGUCCUGUCCUCACCUCUGUACUUUCAUUUUGAUUUCUUUCAUUCAAAUUGAAAACCUUUCAAUUUUAAACCUGGGCUGCAGACAUCCUGACAUGUGUCUCAAAUACUGACUGGUACACAUUGUUUCUGUUACCGCCAUGAAACAGACUGUGAUGGCUGCAACUUAAAUAUAUAUA
Molecule: messenger RNA, 4221 nt
Organism: Notolabrus celidotus (New Zealand spotty)
Lineage: Eukaryota; Metazoa; Chordata; Actinopteri; Labriformes; Labridae
Product: caskin-1-like
Exons: 5
Molecular function (GO): protein binding
Source: RefSeq, a predicted model, not a curated record